This is a messenger RNA of Rhagoletis pomonella (apple maggot), 1266 nucleotides long. RefSeq names its product venom serine protease. The record is from RefSeq and is a predicted model, not a curated record. NCBI's taxonomy places the organism in Eukaryota, Metazoa, Arthropoda, Insecta, Diptera, Tephritidae. Gene Ontology annotation, biological process: proteolysis. Gene Ontology annotation, molecular function: serine-type endopeptidase activity. The transcript has 5 exons. Bases 1 to 1266 code for a protein of 421 amino acids.
AUGGCGCUGCAAUUCGCUAAAGGCACGCACUCAUUGUCGAUUUCGAAACUGUUCAUGCUUGCAACGCUGCUGAUAGCUCAAUUUUGCAUAGUGAGCGCCCAGAUUGGUUGCAUUUUGCAGGACUAUUACCUGUCCUCAAAUCAGCAACUACUCAACAUAACAUCGCCCAACUACCCCAACAGCUAUGGAAGGGGCACGAAUUGCCGCUAUCGCAUAAUAGCACCGUACGGACAUGUGGUUGUACUCAACUGUAUUUUCGAAGUGUACCCCAAUGAGUGUGGCACUGAGUACUUCUAUAUCUCGCGCGAUGGCGAUUUAGACUUUCGUGAAGGCGAAACCUUUUGCUCGAACUCCAAUAUAGUUCGCACAUCGUUUUUCCAGCCCAUGACUGUGGGCUACUACUCGGCCGCACCGAACACUCCGCAGCAAGGGCGUUUGUUUUGCCGGGCUUAUGCGCAGCAGCAACCUUGCAACUGCGGAUGGACGACACGAACACGCAUUACAAAUGGGCGGGAAGCCGCUAAGCAUGAGUACCCCUCAAUGGUGGCUUUGCGAGAUCUCACCUCUUCGCAGCGAGUUUUCUGCGGCGGUAGCAUUAUAAGUAAUCGGCACAUAAUGACCGCGGCGCAUUGCAUGCGCAUACAACCGGAUCCACGAAGGAUCAUCGCAUAUGUGGGCGAUCACGACUUAAGCACCACCAGCGAUUCCAUGUUCGCCGUGCAACAUCGCAUCCAGCAGAUAAUCGUUCAUCCUGAAUACGUAUCCACAGUGGCCAUUGUGGCGAACGAUAUGGCCUUGCUCAUCACAAUCGCGCGCAUUGAGUGGUCACGUGGCGUUGGCCCCAUUUGCCUGCCGCUAUUGCAAGCCUCUGAUCUGUUCACUUACCGUACGGUGGAUGUAGCCGGCUGGGGUACCACCUCCUUCGCCGGUCCCAAGUCGAAUACGCUGCAGAAAGUCGAGCUGAUGACUGUAGAGAAUCGUGCCUGCGAAAUGCAAUUCAACACCAGCAUUACCGCCUCACACAUUUGCACCUACGAUUAUCGGGGUUUGGGACAGGACUCGUGUCAAUAUGACUCCGGUGGCCCCGUUAUUCUCAGGCAACAGCAACAGCCAACACAGCCGUCACGCAUGUAUGCUCUGGGUGUAAUCAGUUAUGGUGGCGCGUGUGGCGCUCGCUUUGCGGUCGGCGUGAACACCCGAAUCACUUCGUUCCUGGAGUGGAUCUGGACGAAUGUGCGAAGUGGUGGCGGUGUGUGUGCACCUUAA